CCUAAACAGACUAAUACUUAUCAAACCGAGAUGCGAUAAAAAUCCGACUUCAAGCCCUGUUCACAUCGACAAGUCAAAAUCCAGCAGGCCUAGGAGUGCUGAGAGCCUCGCGGUAUUUUUUCCCUCAAUUAUGUCGUUAUAUCAGAUCACGGAGUCCCAUCCCAAACCACUGCAAGCCCUCUUAGGGGGGAUUGGCAUUGCGUUGUCUGUUCAUUCUCUUCUGGUGCUUAAUGGAUCUGUCCUUGGGGUUUCUGGCUUCGUUCAUCGCUCAUUUCGAGGAGAUAAAUCAGCAAUGGCUUCCGUCAUGGGUCUGGCUCUAGGAGGUAUUGCAGUUGGUAUCAUCGGUGAUGUGGACACCCCGGAGCCCCAGGCCAGGUCCUCGCUUCUUAGAAUGGCGUUUUCUGGGUUGCUCGUCGGUAUGGGGACGAAGCUAGCCAACGGAUGCACCUCAGGCCAUAUGAUCUGCGGAUUGUCCCGUUUUUCUCUUCGUUCUCUGGUAGCAACGGCCACGUUCUUUGCAAGUGCCGUAGCCACAACCCACUUCGUCCACGGAGAUGCUCUUGGAAUAUCUGGGUCUUGGGAUUGGGCUCUUGAUAACCAGGGACGACAAUUCGUGGGUGCAACUCUUGCCCUUUGCAUUCUUUGGUUUGCAUACACGUGCACGGCUCUCAACAAUGACACUAGCGACAGUUCGAAACUUGUGAGCUGGCAAAUCCAUUCUUGUGAUAAACUUGUGCCAAAUAUGCCCCAGUUCAUUCUUCGCUAUUUGACGAGCUUCUUAUCAUCGUUAGCUUUUGCAUUCUCCAUCCGCCUGGGCAAUAUGGUCGAUCCACACAAAGUUCUAGCAUUCUUGAUCUCACCAUUGUCUUCGGCAUUCGAUCCAACGCUCAUGUUCCUUGCAGGCAGCGCUCUGCCUCUGGCUACCCUGCUAUAUCGAUAUGCACGCGUAGAGCAACCUAGGUUCGGUGGCAAAUGGAACAUUCCGACUUCGACCAAAAUCGACCUGAGGCUCAUACUUGGUUCAUUAAUAUUUGGGAUGGGAUGGGGGAUCGGUGGUGUCUGUCCUGGUCCUGCUUUAGUCAAUUUCGGACGUUUUCUGUUUGCUGGCGUUGGUUUCGCGGAGUAUGUGGUUUGGCUUGUAUUCAUGGGCCUCGGUGGCUUGUUUGUUAAGUGAUGUGGUCACCACAGUCGCGUCGGAUUGGAAGCUUCAACAACCAAGGAUUAUUAGGAUUUUGUCUUACAUCACGGCUCGAUCAAUCACACAGCACGUCUCUUCAAGACGAAUAAUGUAUAUCAUACACUAACUA
Messenger RNA from Suillus paluster, 1307 nucleotides. RefSeq lists its product as uncharacterized. Gene Ontology annotation, cellular component: plasma membrane. The transcript is spliced from 5 exons. The record is from RefSeq and is a predicted model, not a curated record. Lineage: Eukaryota; Fungi; Basidiomycota; Agaricomycetes; Boletales; Suillaceae. The coding region runs from base 131 to 1174 and encodes 347 amino acids.